Lolium rigidum is the source of this 341-nucleotide messenger RNA. RefSeq lists its product as uncharacterized. Lineage: Eukaryota; Viridiplantae; Streptophyta; Magnoliopsida; Poales; Poaceae. The record is from RefSeq and is a predicted model, not a curated record. The transcript has 3 exons. The coding region runs from base 75 to 263 and encodes 62 amino acids.
GCAUCCCAUCGCACAGGAGAGGAGAGCUCUCACCGGCGGGCGGCGGCGGCGGCGGCGGCGGAGAAUCAGCAGAGAUGCCGCACCGCGCUCGCCCCAUGACGGGGCUGCUGGUGUUCAUGGGCGUCAACGUCGUCCUCCUUAGCACCAUCACGCCCGUCUACGACUUCGUCUGCUUCCAUCCCUACUGGGACCGCAGGAGAGAACGCCGUGCAAGGGAACGUGAAGCGCUGCAGGUCAAGGGUUCUCUAGAAACUGCAAAAUAAACUUUACUAGGUAUAAGCUUACAUUGUUAGUUUAUCACACCCUCGAUUGUUCAUUUAUGUCGGAUGGUGAAAGUUUGA